AGCGCGUGAAUGGGUUAGUCAGUUGCUGAAGUCCGAGAGCGGUUACAAGGUUGUUUUCUUCCGUCGAUAAAAAGUCUAAAUUGUCGAGAAAAUGAGGGAAAUCGUGCAUCUGCAGGCGGGUCAGUGUGGAAACCAAAUCGGGGCAAAGUUCUGGGAGGUGAUAAGUGACGAACAUGGCAUCGACCCGUCUGGGACGUACCACGGAGACAGCGAGCUGCAGCUGGAGCGGAUCAACGUCUAUUACAACGAGGCAUCAGGUGGCAAAUAUGUCCCCCGUGCAGUGCUGGUGGACUUGGAGCCAGGCACGAUGGAUUCUGUGAGGUCUGGUCCCUUUGGCCAAAUCUUCAGACCAGACAAUUUUGUCUUCGGCCAGAGUGGAGCUGGUAAUAACUGGGCUAAAGGCCACUACACCGAGGGAGCUGAGCUGGUGGACUCAGUCCUGGAUGUGGUGAGGAAGGAGGCAGAGAGCUGCGACUGCCUCCAGGGCUUCCAGCUCACACACUCACUGGGAGGCGGAACCGGCUCUGGUAUGGGCACUCUGCUCAUCAGCAAAAUUCGGGAGGAGUAUCCAGACCGUAUCAUGAACACCUUCAGCGUGGUGCCCUCACCCAAGGUGUCAGACACGGUGGUGGAACCAUACAACGCCACACUCUCCGUUCACCAGCUGGUGGAGAACACAGAUGAGACCUACUGCAUUGAUAAUGAGGCCCUGUAUGACAUCUGCUUCCGCACACUCAAGCUCACCACGCCCACCUAUGGCGACCUCAAUCACCUUGUCUCAGCCACCAUGAGUGGGGUGACCACCUGCCUGCGCUUCCCUGGCCAGCUCAACGCUGAUCUGAGGAAGCUGGCUGUGAACAUGGUGCCUUUCCCCAGGCUGCACUUCUUCAUGCCAGGCUUUGCCCCCCUGACCAGCCGAGGCAGCCAGCAGUACAGAGCGCUGUCAGUCCCUGAACUCACCCAGCAGAUGUUUGAUGCCAAAAACAUGAUGGCAGCCUGCGACCCUCGUCACGGGCGCUACCUGACAGUCGCCGCCAUCUUCAGAGGCCGCAUGUCCAUGAAGGAGGUGGACGAGCAGAUGCUCAACGUGCAGAACAAGAACAGCAGCUACUUUGUGGAAUGGAUCCCCAACAACGUCAAGACAGCCGUCUGCGACAUCCCUCCCCGCGGCCUCAAGAUGGCAGCCACCUUCAUCGGCAACAGCACGGCCAUUCAGGAGCUGUUCAAGCGCAUCUCAGAGCAAUUCACCGCCAUGUUCCGCCGCAAAGCCUUCCUCCACUGGUACACCGGCGAGGGCAUGGAUGAGAUGGAGUUCACCGAGGCAGAGAGCAACAUGAACGACCUCGUGUCCGAGUACCAGCAGUACCAGGACGCUACUGCUGAGGAGGAGGGCGAGUUUGAAGAGGAGGGUGAAGAGGAGUUGGCCUAAACAGUACCAUGACCUCUCAAAUAAUUAAAAUGUUGCAUUUAUUUAAAAAGAAAAAAAGUUCACCUUUAUUCCAGCGGAGAGUUGAUGAUCUAUUGAAACGUUCUCAGCCUGAUGCAGUGUAAAUGGUUCCUCCAGGGUUGGUUUUUACAUGUCGUCUGUUCUGUUUUCACACUUGUUUUUUGCUGUCAGGAGUUCUCGUCUCCCUCUCUGUUUUUGAAUGUUUGAAACUUCUUCUGUCUCCUUUCCUGUUUAGGGAGCGAUCCCUUUCCACUUCAUCAAACCAAAAUUAAAAAAGGGUCAUGCUGUUCAACCUGAAAAUCUUCUGUUCAUACUUGUCAAGCUGCAUGUUUCAAAUGUCCAGUAUGUAACGAAAGAAUGUGACACUGAGCAGUUCGAGGCACUCUGCUGAAUCUGAUGCUCAUUCUGUUUCAUGUAGAACGUCAUCUUUCAGCAGAAGAGAUAAAAACACUACCUUCAAAAUUUAAAAAAAUGCACUACAGGAUUGAAAGCUUUAAAAGUGCCCGGAGCUGCUCACUGUUACAUUCACAUAUUUCUACUGUUUGUAGACAUGACACACAAAGACUGGUUUUAACCUUUUGAUGCACAACAUGGGUCAAAAGUGACCUGACUGACUUUUCAUGUGCUAUAUCUUGGCAAUAAAUGUAUUCCAUAAUUCAGUA
Molecule: messenger RNA, 2109 nt
Organism: Notolabrus celidotus (New Zealand spotty)
Lineage: Eukaryota; Metazoa; Chordata; Actinopteri; Labriformes; Labridae
Product: tubulin beta-4B chain
Exons: 7
Coding region: 92-1429 (445 amino acids)
Biological process (GO): mitotic cell cycle; microtubule cytoskeleton organization
Cellular component (GO): microtubule; cytoplasm
Molecular function (GO): GTP binding; GTPase activity; structural constituent of cytoskeleton
Source: RefSeq, a predicted model, not a curated record